Messenger RNA from Manihot esculenta (cassava), 2588 nucleotides. RefSeq names its product sucrose nonfermenting 4-like protein. The coding region runs from base 780 to 2210 and encodes 476 amino acids. The record is from RefSeq and is a predicted model, not a curated record. The transcript is spliced from 13 exons. NCBI's taxonomy places the organism in Eukaryota, Viridiplantae, Streptophyta, Magnoliopsida, Malpighiales, Euphorbiaceae.
UUGUUUCUUUGUGUUCUGUUUCAGUUUCUGUCGUUAAUUCGUCAGAUUCUCUUCGCUGAAGAAAAAAUAAGAAAAAAACCCACAAAGAAUCUCUUUUGAGAUCCAAUAACACAAUGCCAAUUUCCCUUUAAUCUCGCCCCCAUCACAAUUAGGGUUUCUCUCUCUCUCUCUCAUCCCCAUUUUUCCUCUUAAAUUACCAGUAAAACCCAUUAUUGUCUCACUCAAUUCAGUGCCCAGUGUGUAUUGUUUUGGAUCCCAGAUUAGAUUCACCUCUAAAGUUUUUCUUUUGGGCCGGAUCAGAAGCUUCAACUUAGGCUAUAGUGGACUUUUGGUGGGGUUUUUUCAUGGUUGUUUUAUUUGUUGACUUUUGGGUUUGAAUUGCUGAUCAUGAGGAGCUGAGAUUGGAAGGAUUUGUGUUUGGUUGGUGUUGCAUGUAGGGAAUUCUUGAAUUUGGGGCUUAAAUUCAGUGAUUUUUUGUUGAAUGCUUACAAGGAGAUCUCUAAGGAUUUGGAUUUGAUAAGUUUUAGGGUUUUGGUCUUUAUUUGCGACUCUGCAUGUGUAAGCAGUAAGGGGUCCUCUGCUAGACUGUGGAGGAUCCCUAUUAAUUGUUUAUUGUUUUCUUAAUUAUUAUUGUUGAAGAGGUUGAGAAAUGAAAAUACUAACAAUCAAUUGAUUUGGAGGCUUUGUUUUUGGCAAGUUGAGGAGUUUUGCAUAAUUUGGAUUUUGUGGAUUGGUAUUGAUAGUCGCGUGUAUUUAUAUAAACCGUUUUUGGGAAGGCAAUGUUUGGUUCUGGAAAAGCAACUGGCCAUGACAAUAUUGGAAUGGUUCCUAUGCGCUUUGUGUGGCCUUACGGAGGGAGGAGUGUGUUUCUCAGUGGCUCUUUCACUGGUUGGACUGAACACAUACCUAUGUCCCCAAUGGAGGGAUGCCCGACUGUUUUCCAAGUCAUUUGCAGCUUAACACCAGGACACCACCAGUACAAGUUUUUUGUUGAUGGAGAAUGGCGGCAUGAUGAUCACCAGCCCUCUGUAAGUGGGAAUUAUGGGGUAGUAAAUACUGUUUUCUUACCUAGAGAACCAUAUGUAGAUUCUCCAGUUCUUGAUCUCGAGCUCUCCGGAUCUAAUAUGGAGCUGGAUGAUGCCUUUUCACGUCCGGAAGCAAUCUCAAGGGUAUCAGAGGCUGAUUUGCAGGUUUCUCGACAACGUAUUUCUGCAUUUUUGUCUAUGCAUACUGCAUACGAGCUGCUUCCCGAGUCAGGCAAGGUUAUUGCCCUGGAUGUUAAUUUACCGGUUAAGCAAGCAUUCCAUAUUCUCCAUGAACAGGGUGUCCCUCUAGCUCCUCUCUGGGACUUUCUGAAGGGACAGUUUGUUGGAGUUCUUAGUGCAUUGGAUUUUAUCUUGAUUUUGAGAGAGCUUGGAAGUCAUGGGUCUAAUUUGACAGAGGAAGAAUUAGAGACACAUUCUAUAUCAGCUUGGAAGGAAGGAAAAUUAAAUCUUAACAGGCAAAUUGAUGGUAAUGGGAGAGCAUGUUCUAGACGACUUAUCCAUGCUGGGCCAUAUGAUUCUUUGAAAGAUGUUGCUUUGAAAAUUUUGCAAAACAAAGUAUCAACGAUUCCCAUUAUACAUUCUUCUUCACGAGAUGGUUCAUUUCCACAGCUACUACAUCUCACUUCUCUGUCAGGAAUAUUAAAAUGUAUAUGCAGGCAUUUUAAGCACUCAGCUAGUUCCUUGCCUGUUCUUCGACAACCUAUUUGUAUGAUACCUCUGGGUACUUGGGUUCCAAAAAUUGGGGAAUCAAAUGUACGGCCAUUUGCUAUGUUGCGACCAAAUGCUUCUCUUGGUGAUGCCCUAUCUUUGUUAGUUCAGGCUGAAGUCAGCUCAAUACCAAUUGUGGAUGAUAAUGAUGCACUCCUGGACAUAUACUCACGAAGUGAUAUCACUGCUUUGGCAAAAGACAAAGCCUAUGCCCAGAUUCAUCUUGAUGAAAUCAGUAUUCAUCAGGCAUUGCAAUUGGGACAAGAUGCAAAUUCACCGUAUGGAUUCUACAAUGGACAGAGAUGUCACAUGUGUUUAGGAUCUGAUCCUCUACACAAAGUGAUGGAGCGACUGGCAAACCCUGGUGUUAGGAGACUUUUGAUUGUGGAGGCUGGCAGCAAGCGGGUAGAAGGGAUAAUCUCAUUGAGUGAUGUGUUCAGGUUUCUGCUUGGUUAAGCCUAGAUGUUAGCCAUGAUCUGCAUGGAAUGUCUGCUAUGGUAACACCGAAAACAGGCUCAUUUCGUUCUUACUUUUUCUGUUAAGUAUCUUCCAUUGGAAGGGUCCCAUGCUUCUGAGACCCGCCCUCUUUUUAGGGUAGAAAAUUCAGAGAGCAUAAAAAGAAUUUGUAAAUUGUGAGUAUUCAAAUUUUCCCCUUACAACCCAUUUAUUAUCUCAACUCAAUUGUGCUGCUGGAGAAGCUGUAAAAUGAAGCUUUAAAAGUGCAGUAAACUGCAUGGGGCACUCCAUUAUUGUUGGUGGGCUGUGUAAAAAUGUCGGUGGUUGGUUGGUUCAUGUUCUGUUUCCAUUUAUGAUUCUGCCAUCUUUUCUACUGCA